GCCGUUUACACUAAGGAAGCUUAUUCCUAAUCAAUGGCGGAUCUAAACCAAGUUUUCACCCAAAUCGGGCAAUUCCCAGUACUUUUGUCGUGAUUUUUCAUCUCCAAGUUUUUAGCUUCAGGCCCAGUUCUCCAUUACGCUCAAACUCAAUCAAUCUUCGAGGACGAAGAAGAAGAAAAACCCAGAGAAAUGGAAAAGCUGAAGAAGAAAAUAGGAUCGAUUUCGUUUUGGAAAUGGGUUAUAGCUUCAGUCAUCUUCAGAUUGAUUCUAAUUUACUUCCCCCAAAACCUCAAUCUGUCCUCUCGUCCCGAAGUUUCCACUCCGCUCACCAGCUUCCGCCGCUUGGCUGAAGGUUACUGGUUAAAGCAGUCGUCUAUGUCUCCUUAUGCAGGAUCUAUGUACCAUGGUUCACCUUUGUUAUUGUUGCUUCUCGGACCUCUUACCGUUAAGAGAAUUGAAGGACAACCUAAUCAUAUUUUGUACAGUUUGGUUUCUGUGAUUGCAGAUCUUGUUAGUGCAAUGCUUAUUCGUGCUACUGGGCAGAAUCUUCAGCUUGCCUAUCUCCGUACUUUGGGAUCAUUAGACCUUGUUAAGCAAAUAGAAGGUUCAGAAAUCCACCCUUCGGGGGAUGUUGCCGCCCUUAUCUACUUAUGUAAUCCUUUCACAAUAGUUGCAUGUGUGGGCUUGUCAACAUCGCCAAUUGAAAAUAUGGCUGUUAUUUUGUGCCUUUAUGGAGCAUGUUCACGGCUAAUUCCCUUGGCCGCUUUUGGGUGGGUCAUUGCAACUCAUUUGUCUCUUUAUCCUGCUAUUUUGAUCAUUCCGGUGAUCUUUUUGUUAGGACGUGGUCCAGAUGCUCCUCCUUGGAAAUUGUUUUUGCAAAGGCACCAACAAAAUGGAAUGUUGAAUCAGUCGAAGCUCCCUCCUGGCUUCUCCUGGGGACCCAUCAUUCGUUUUGCAUUUUGGUCUCUUGUGUGGUCAGUCUAUGUGUUGGUUCUUUGUGGCAUUUCCUUGAAACAGUUUGGUGGUUUAUGGGAGAUGUUUAAAAGUACAUAUGGAUUCAUCCUCACUGUGGAAGAUUUGUCUCCAAAUAUAGGUGUCUUAUGGUACUUCUUUGCGGAAGUUUUUGAAUUUUUCAGGAGCUUCUUUUUGAUAGUUUUUCAUGUCAAUAUAUUAUUUAUGAUAUUGCCAUUAGCCAUACGGCUUCAUCACCGACCCUGUUACUUGGCUUUUGUAUACGUUGCCAUAUUUUCCAUGCUCAAGUCCUAUCCAUCAGUUGGAGAUUCAGCACUGUACUUGGGUUUGUUGGGUUGGUUUGUUAACGAAUUUUCAGAUAUGCAAUUCUCUCUAUUCCUCUUCUGUGGAUAUGUCGGGGUUUCUCUUCUAAGCCCUGUCAUGCACAACCUAUGGAUAUGGAGGGGCACUGGCAAUGCAAACUUCUACUUCGCAACAGCUAUGGUUUAUGCUUGCUUGCAGAUUGUAUUGGUCGUCGAGGGUGUGAGUGCCAUGUUAAACCAUGAAAGAAAGUUGAGACGCCUAAUCACCGGCAAGACCCAAGACUCCAAAUCCGGACUUCUUUCCGAUUCUUCACCUUAAUUCGGCACUACCAGAAAGAUCCUUCCGGGCAGGUUGGUGCCACCAUAUCUUUGCUCUCACCACUGUUCCAUUGUAUCGAGAUCAUGCUUGCCUUCACCCCAUGGAAUUCUUCGGAAAUGAUCGUUCAUUCGAUGUUUGUUUCACAUGAAUGGUUUUCCAUAACCUAAAAGUUCCUUAGAACCUUCCAUCACCAUUGAAGUUGUCAAAAAUUCGUUAAAAAUUGUUUUUAAAACCUUAAAGUUUUCAAUAGAAAGUGGAGGCUUUUUCACAUUACAUGAAAUAUUUCAAGUUGUGUUCAGAGAA
Molecule: messenger RNA, 1896 nt
Organism: Hibiscus syriacus
Lineage: Eukaryota; Viridiplantae; Streptophyta; Magnoliopsida; Malvales; Malvaceae
Product: phosphatidylinositol glycan anchor biosynthesis class U protein-like
Exons: 14
Coding region: 190-1593 (467 amino acids)
Biological process (GO): attachment of GPI anchor to protein; protein localization to cell surface
Cellular component (GO): GPI-anchor transamidase complex; membrane
Source: RefSeq, a predicted model, not a curated record